AUGAAGAUCACAAAGGAGAAAAGAAACAUCAGGUUGGAGUACGAACUGGACAAAAUGAAAAAAAAAAAAAAAGAUAAUGUAUUGAUAUUAAAUAUUAUUAAUAGCAAAAUAAAUUAUAUAUGCUACAUUUUAAAAAGUGAUCACAGGGAUAUGAUUAAUGACGUGAGCUACGAAAAUAAGAGCUCACUUGAAACCUGCUUCUAUUACUGCAAGUCUUAUAUCACCUUCCUAGUGCUGUACUAUCCUUACAUACACAGUUAUUUGAAAUGUCUGCGAAGUAACAACCUCAGAAUAUAUCGAAAUUUUUAUAAAAGUAUUUUAAAUUUACCCAACAAUUUUUAUGCCCUCAUGUUUAAGUUGAAGAUUGUUGAUGAAUUGAAGAGAAGGGAUGUACAAAACUCCAGCAAUGAUUAUUACCAGAUUGGGAAUGACUGUGGCAAUGGGGGGAGUUUUCCUGAGCUGCUUCAACUCAGCAGGGCCAACUUCUUCGAUGUAUUCUCGAAAGACAGUUAUAUAAAAAUUUUAUUUUCUCGCAUUUACGUGAAGAAAUACCACAAGCGGAUUUUUAGGAUUCUAAAAAUUGUGCUUUUUUAUCACUCCUUGCCAGUUUUUUCCUUUUCGCCCAAGUUUUUCCGAACGUACCAUAAGGGCAGACGGAGGGCGGGGAAAAAUACAUUCAGGGCUCCCCCCCCUGGGGAGGGGCAGAACAAAGGGAAGCGAGAGAAGAAGGAGAAGGAGGGGAAGCGAGAGAAGAAGGAGAAGGAGGGGAAGCGAGAGAAGAAGGAGAAGAAGGAGAAGCGAGAGCAGAUAAAGGAAACGAUGAAGGAGACGAAGAACCUCCAUAAGAGGCUGCCAUUCAGGAGGAGGUACUUUAAGACGCCCCUUUUUAAACAUGUAGAGGUACCCCCCAUCUACUUGGACGAUUACGACAGCAGCAGCACCAAAUUGCUGGUUAAAAAAAAACUGGUAAAAGUUAGGAAGAAAAAAAAAGGAGGAAACGAAGUAGAAAAUACGUUUCUGUCAGACAGCACCGAAAGUGUAAGCAGUGACAGGAGUCUAAGUUGUCUAAGCAACUCGGAAGAAGAAAGAGAAGUGAAUGCCUUCUUGAGAGAAGAAGUGAAUGCACCCCAUGAGGAGAGCGAUGGGAUACCUCCAACGCAUAGUAACGUUGGUGCGUCUGUGUUGGAGGGGGGCUACCCCAACAUGAUCCACACACAUCAGGACAACAUCCAUUUUGUGGAAUCUACUCCAAGUGAGCACCUAUCAGAUGCACCGCUCGAAGAAAGAAACAGUACCUUCCAGGCUUCUAACCCGAGAAAGGGUCAUCCCCCCCAGGGACUAUACAUGAAGGAGAAUUUCCUCGAAUUUGUAAGACACGAAAGGAGGAAAAAUAAAUCGAAAAAGGAGAUCGAAUAUACGUAUGGAAAUUACGUACUGAAGGAUAUACAGAAGUAUCUAAGACAGGAGAGGAAAACAGGACCAAAGAGGGAGAAGAAAAAAAUUUAUUUGCAUGAAGUGUGGAAGGACAUAAUCGAUUUUGACGAAACGGAUGAUAAUAAAAACACGCUCAUACAUAAGGCUUGCUUAGUGUCCAAUGCGAAAAUAAUUUUUUUACUUCUACGUUUGAACGUGAAUCUGAUGAUUUAUAAUGACAAAUCUGAGUUGCCCGUGCACUGUACUCUGUACAAUUGCGACGCGUACCUUUUUCUCCUGUUGCUGCAUAAUACGGUCGAGUAUCUUUUUUUCUUUUAUCUAAACGCGUAUGGUGGAGGCGGUCGAAGGGAGGGAAGGUCCCCAAAAGUGGGGGCCUCCAAAAAGUCAAUUCCCAUGGAGUGCCCCUCAAACACGGGGGACGCCAAACAGGACGACCCAACGUUGAAGCGCGAGUUGGAGGAAAAGGAACCAGAAGGGAAGCAGACCCUAGUGAACGAGGCGCACACUGAAGGGACGCGAGGGGAAUGCCCCAUGGGGAAGGCAAAUAAACGUCGCGUAAAAUACAUAAAGAACGGCUUCUUUUACCACAAAAAAAUUAACAGCGUUUUUGUCACCUCCGUUGUGAAGCUGUACUUAAGCAUAAUGGUGAAAAUUAUCGAGUUGGGGAAUUUUGAAUUUUUAAAAAUCUUAUACAAUUAUAACAAACAUAUUUUUUGUUACAUUUUGCAUAGGAGGGACAUGUGUUACUUUCUCUGCUCAUUCGCUUGGAUGUAUAACUGUAUGAAUGUGUUUUUGAGGUACUGCGAUGAGAUGUUGCGGUGUGAGGUGUGUGUGGGGGUGAGUAGAAAAAGGAAGAACGAUGAGGCUUCGCGAGGGGGAGAGAAUUCCUUCGUGGUGCGGAAAAACAGGCUUGGCGAGGGGAAUACGCAAGUGGAAGGGGCGCAAAAUGGGGAAGACCAGUAUGAGCAGUGCAGUUCGCACAGUGGGGAAAACCAAGGCAAGAAGCACAGCUCUCACAAUGUGAAAAACGGAGGAAAGAAGCGCAGCUCGCUCAGUGGGGAAGACCAAGAUGAGCAGUACAUCUCGCACAGUGGGGAGGACCAAGAUGAGCAGUACAUCUCGCACAACGUGAAAGGAGCGCACCAUGUGGACAGUGCUCGGAUCGCACUCGAAGCGAAAAGAAGAGUCAGAUCCUUCCCUGUGAGGAAGAGAAUCGACCGGAAAAACGGAGUAGAGAUAUUUUACUCAAACGAGUGCUCCAAGCACAUCUUCGUGCCAGAGCCAAGUGACCACCCCUACGUAAGGAACAAAAUUAAGACCAAUAUUCCGGAAAACUCCAGCAGGUUAGAUGUCCUAAUAUCGAAUAAGCAUGGCAUAUUAAAGCUGAACACGUUUGUUAACUUUAAGUUGAAAAAGGUGGAAAGGAAAGCAACGGCUAAUGAUAUUUUAAGGGUGCACGAUAUUUCGUACCUCAAGAUGUUAGUUAGAAGGAUAAAGAGGUGCAAUUUGGAUGAAUACGAUGAUGUGAGUGCUUAUGAUAAUUUUUUGGAAAAUACGAAGAAGAACAAGAAGAAUUACCUCGCCUUGUCGUUGGAUGAUUUGAAUGGAAAUCCUACUUAUGCUGUGUCCGACCAUAUAGAUGUUUUAAAGAGUAGCGAAAUUAUCAGUGGCGUUUGCGAAGAAGGGGCAAGCGAGUGUAUGGAAGGGUCCCAUGAGGUUGGCAGCGAGUGCUUCAAUUGGGGCGUUCAGUGGGGGAACAAACCAGGGGGGGGAGAGAUAACCUCCAGUAUGGCGAGGGACAACACCAAAGGGGGGGAGAGAGAAGCAGAAAUGCCAAGUCAAAGCCUCAGCACAGGUGGGAAGGAAAACCCAGGAGGAGGUGGGAUGCAAAGCAAAAAGUGGAACAGCGCAAAUAAUGGAAAGGAAAAAGUGGAAAAAUUAAUUCUGCUAGACAAUGACACCUUUGUCAAUAAACACUCAUUUAACUGCGCACUGAAUGCCAGUGGGGUGGUUUUAAAAGCGGUGGAUUAUGUACAUAGGAAGAAGAAAAAAAAAAAAAUUUUUUGUGUUGUUAGACCCCCUGGUCAUCACCUGGGAACUUACGGUGCUGCGCAAUUUAAUCUAACCGAUGAAGAUAGAGCAGCAGGAAGUCAAGGCUUCUGUUUGUUGAAUAAUAUAGCCAUUGGGAUGUCCUACGCAAAGUAUAAAUAUGAACGGUUCGAACGGAUCGCCGUGAUCGAUUUUGACAUCCACCACGGAAAUGGAACGGAACAAAUUAUCCGAAACUUGGGAUUAAAAAAAAUCAGAAUUAAUGAGUAUGUUGAUAUAUAUAGUUGGAAGGGAUGGAAGGAUAAGAAUGACAGGAAGAACGUUUUUUUUAGUUCUAUUCACGCAUUUGAUGGGUACUUUUACCCAGGAACAGGAAAUGACACAGUGGAGUUGGAACCCUACAUCAUUAAUGUAACUUUGAAGAAAAAUAUGAAUGAAGAAAAUUUUCUAAACUUAUUUCACGAUAAUAUUUUAAUUCAUUUAUUUCAUUUCCGACCAAACCUACUUUUCCUAUCUGCUGGUUUUGAUGGACAUAAACUCGAUUUUGUCAACAACGGCUUUGUGAAGAAAAACACGUCAACCUAUUUUCACAUGACGAACCUGAUUUUGUCACUUCAGAAUAAAUUGCGCUUCCCCAUCAUCAGUGUCCUCGAGGGAGGAUACAACACUUCAAAUGACAUGGCAUCCGUUUUUAGUUUGUCCGUUUUGGAACACCUGCUCUCGUUCUACUACAACGAUGCGGCGUUUAUGGUUCGUCGAAAGGGAAGUCACUUCGCUAGGUGCGCUGGCAUGGCGAAUGAGGCAAAUAGGAAACCUGCUGCAAUGACCAGGACUACUACACACUGCGCCAAACGAGGCACUCUGAAAUUUCCACAUAUUUGCGUAGGGAAGAAAAAAAUGGAUGCCAUGUUUAAAAAAUAUUUUUCUGUUUUUAAAGAAAAGACGAAAGAAACUGAAAAUUUGAACUUAACCAAAUGUGUGAGGGAUUAUGAAAGUUAUUUGAAGCAUUUUGUUGAGAAACAAAACGGAGUGAAAAUGAAGGUCAACUCUUUUCUCUCUAAACAUAGGAGGCAUUUUGAUAGUUUGCUUUACCAACGGCUGGCUGUACAUUUUUGCAACCUGGGGCAGAUAUCCCUUCCAUUUGAGGCCUACUUUUACCGAGUUAUGCAUCAUUUUAGGAUUUUCCUCGAUGGAAGUGAAGUCGCCAGAAUGGACGAUAGGGAGUUGUCCUCCAACUCGAGGGAGCUGUCCACCAGCUCGAGGGAGCUGUCCUCCAACUCGAGGGAGCUGUCCACCAGCUCGAGGGAGCUGUCCUCCAACUCGAGGGAGCUGUCCUCCAACUCGAGGGAACUGUGCACCACCUCGAGGGAGUUCUUCUCCGUGCUGAACAGCCCGUCCGACUUGCGCGAUUUGGACCCGGUCUAUCUUCAGCGGCACCCCGAGAUACGGUUUGAAGUUACUAACUUGUGGGAACCCAGCCGGAGUUGA
Molecule: messenger RNA, 4971 nt
Organism: Plasmodium cynomolgi strain B
Lineage: Eukaryota; Apicomplexa; Aconoidasida; Haemosporida; Plasmodiidae
Product: histone deactylase
Exons: 2
Coding region: 1-4971 (1656 amino acids)
Source: RefSeq, a predicted model, not a curated record